Molecule: messenger RNA, 557 nt
Organism: Penaeus monodon (black tiger shrimp)
Lineage: Eukaryota; Metazoa; Arthropoda; Malacostraca; Decapoda; Penaeidae
Source: RefSeq, a predicted model, not a curated record
GCCGACGUAGACCUCUUCAUAUGGAAGGAACACGUUCCCUUCGUGAUGAACCCAAUUACUACAUUGAUGAUCCAACUUUAAAUACCCAGGCUGGGAGGACUAGAUAUCAAAAAGAGACUGUGUCGGAUAGUGAGGAGGAAAAAAAUGGUCGAUCGCCAGUGGCCAAUGGUCAGAUAGCUGCGAGAAGCCAUGAACCAUCCCCGGUUUCUACUGCGAGUGCUGUCUCUCCCACCAUUGAGGUUUCAUUUGUGAGAAAAUUGUCCUUAAACGAUGGUGCCCAAAAUACGGUCAUCAAAGAAAGACCACCAGUGCCUGCUCCCUUCCCUGUGUAUUCGGAUGAUGACGAGGACAAUUAUUUAGAUCCAGCUGCAAUAAAUACCCCACCAAGAUAUCAGAUUCUUAUGAACCAGAAGUCAAGUAAAUUUAAUCAUGUUCAGUACUAUAAAUUUAGAGUGGAUGAUCCUCCAAGGAGAAUUGGCCUGAAAAUUCUCAGGCCUCAAAAAAGAGACGAAGAAGAAAAUGGUGAUGAUUAUGAAGAUUUAAAUGAUAUGAAAUAA